Oncorhynchus tshawytscha (Chinook salmon) is the source of this 9698-nucleotide messenger RNA. RefSeq names its product ectoderm-neural cortex protein 1. The transcript has 15 exons. Lineage: Eukaryota; Metazoa; Chordata; Actinopteri; Salmoniformes; Salmonidae. Gene Ontology annotation, molecular function: protein binding. Bases 115 to 8427 code for a protein of 2770 amino acids. The record is from RefSeq and is a predicted model, not a curated record.
GUUAAAUGUCCAUCAGACCGUGAUUUCAUCCCGAACCCAUGGGAAAAUGUUGCACAAUACGUUAUGUAAGUGGUACAGAACGGAGGGCAUUUAGGUAAUAGAGUUCAGUUGUUAAUGCUAUGGAAAACGACGGUAAUUUCGCAACCCAGGUCUAGCAAAGGGAUGGAGUUCCCUGUGGACGGCCUGGUCAGCGUGAGCCAAGAGAUCCUGGAGAGAUCAGCCCAGGACUACAUGAACAGCCUUCUCCACAGCCCCCUUGACUCACCCCAACACCUCACCCUCGCAAACAACACACAGGUGCCCAUUGGUCUUUCCAAUGUGGGUUUCGUUCCUCUAUAUGGAGACAACAUGAGACAGAAAGUCCUCGCCCUGUUCUCCCAACAGGACCAGUUUACAGCGGUGGGGCUGUACCUGUUGGAUCAAUGGUGGUCACUGGAGAAUAUCUUAAAAACAGCAAACCCUGCCAAAGAUGGAGCUGUGGAGGUGGAGACCAUAGGGGAGCGGAUAGUUCUGUAUGUUUUGAACCGUGUGGUGUACAGAGCCAAGGAGAUUAGUUCAGGCGAACUACCUUUCCUCUGCCACGGAGAGAACGACUACGCCAAGAUCCUUUGGAAAGACGGACAGGCUGUCGGCUUCUACUCAGUCAAACCUUCAGGCAGCUUGUGCAGUUCCUUCUUAACCCAAUGCUAUCACAUUCCUGUCAUGGAUUCCAUAUUCGUCAGGAAGUGUCACCGUGGCAACGGUCUGGGUCUUCAGAUGCUGGAGAACUUUGUUGACAGUUUCAAAGAGGAAUACCUUGGGUUGAGAUACCCCCUUUCAAAAGCUAUGUACAAAAUGUGUGGGAAGUAUCUGAGCCUGUACCCAGCCCACAGAGACCUACUGUGGGAAGUGGAGAGUGUUGGAGGACCCAGCCAGAGGACCAACAUAGCCAACAAGAUCCAGGCCAUGGCCAUGAGCACCUUAUCCAAGAACCUAUCUUUUACGGAGCACUCUGUAGUGAACCGUGACGUGGUUGAAAACGAGGUGGUUAUGGAGGAAGUGACUUCACACUUACAGGAACAGGAAGCCAUGGAGUACACCGUUGAAAUUGUGGAGGAAGUUACACUGGUCAGGGUGCCAAAAGAGAAUGAAGAAAUGCCGGUUACAACCAGAGGAAGGAGCAGUGGCCUCAAAUGCAAGAAGAUCUUAGAGGAAAGCAAAUCAGAGAAAGUCCUCAGGAUUGAGGAUAUUGAAGCAGAGGGGGAGACUCCCAAAGAGAAGCCAGUAGCAGAGCAUCAGCAAGAGAAUAAAGACGUUGUUGCUGAAUCUGACAAAGAGGAGUUGGCUGAGGAUGUCAUUGACACGGCCAUGGGGGACACAGCAGUAGAGCCUGAGCUUGGAGAGGAGAUUGGAGAGACUGUUACAACACAGACACUUCAGAUUCAGAAAGCCGCUGUGUUGCUGGUGGACCUGAAAGAAACCUUGCAACCACAAGUGGAGGUAGAAAAUGUGGCAUCAGAGAUAGAGAUAGAGGUGGAGGAGGAGGCUCCAAAGGAGGUGGCAGAAACCGAUGAAGAAACAGCCGAAGAACCCUCUAAGGAGGAAAAGAAAAGAAGCCUCACAAAACCUGUUGAGGCUGAAGAGAAGACAGUGAAAGAAGAGCAGCCAGCAGUUGAGAAACCUGCUGAGGUAAAGGAGAAGAUCUCACCACCUGAAAAGGAAGUGGUAGCUCCAGUGGUAAAAACAAGAGUCCUUCGGAGAGGAAUAAAAAGUGUACCAGCUACCCCGACUCCAAAACGCAAGUACACAAGAAGAGUCAAACAACCUGUGGAAGAGGAGAAUGAGGAAGAGGUGGCUGAGGAAGAAGUAGAGGCAGCUGUAGUGGAAGCCAAAGUUCUGAGAAGAGGAAGGAGAUCUGCCCCUCCUCCUGCCCCUGCCACACCUAGACUCAAAUCCACACCAACUGUUGUUGAAGCGGAAGAGGCAGAAAAACCAGAUGAAACAACAGAGGAGGAAGUAGACGACGAAGUCCAGGAAAAAGCUGUUGAGGAAGAGAAGGCUACAACAACAACAACAACAACAACAAGCCAAGAGGAAGAGGAAGUGGAAAGCUUUGAGGAGGUUGUGGAAGUUCCUCCAGUUGUGGAAACUAGAGCUAAGAGGAGCAGGACAAAAACAGUCACAGCAGCCACACCCAAACGAAAGUCCUUACGAAGCAAGUCUUCUGUGGAUUAUAAGGAACAAGAUGCAGAGGAGGAGGAAACAGGAAAUGAAUCCACAGUGGAAGAAGGGGAGGAUAAUGUAGAGGCAGAAGAGGUGAGCGUAGUAGAGGAAGAAGAAGGGUUCCCGGUGGCUGAGGUUGCUGUUGUCGAGGAGUCAGAGAAGCAGCCUGAGGAACACAAAUCAGAGAAAGUCAUCAGGAUCGAGUGGGAGACUCCUAAAGAGAAGGCAGUGGCAGAGCAUCAGAAUAAAGAAGAAGAUGCUGCUGUUGCUGAAUCCGACAAAGAGGAGUUAGCUGAGGAUGUUGUUCAGACAGCCACGGCGGACACAGCAGUAGAGGCAGAGCUUGGAGAGGAGAUUGGAGAGACUUUUGCAAAACAGACACUCAAGCUUCAGAAAGACACUGUGUUGCUGGUGGACCUGAAGAAAACCUUGCAACCACAAGUGGAGGUAGAAAAUGUGGCCUCAGAGAUAGAGGAGGUGGAGGAGGAGGCUCCAAAGGAGUUGGCAGGAACCAAUGAAGACAAAGGAGAGAACAACGAAGAAAUAGGCAGACCAAGAUCCACUCGUAUCACGAAACCUGUUGAGGCUGAGGAGACCGUGGAAGAGGAGCAGCCAACAGUUGAGGAACCUGCUGUGGAAGUGGAGAUCUCGCUACCUGAGGAUGAAGAGGAGGCUCCGGUUGUAGAACCUAGAGUCCUGAGUAGAGGAAGAAAAAGUGUUCCAUUUACUCCGACUCCAAAACACAAGUCCAAAAGAAGAGGCAAACAGCAUGAGGAAGAGGAGAAUGUGGAGAUGCCAGCAGAAGAAGAGGCACCAGUAGUGGAAGCCAGAGUUCUGAGGAGAGGAAGGAAAUCGGCUUCUGCUCCUGCCACACCUAGACGCCAAUCCACACAUGCCACUAAAGCACCUAAAGAGGAGGAGGUGGCUGAAUCUGUUUGGGAAGCUGUGGAAGAAAAGGAGAAAGUAAAACCAGUGGAGGAGGUAAGGGCAGAGGAGAAAGCCACACUAAUGGAUGAAGAGGGCAUGGUGGAGGAAGCUGCAACAGUGGAGAGUAUGGAGGAAGAAAGGGUGGCAGUGGAAGCCAUAACUGAGGAAGAUGGAAAGGUAGAGGAAGAGAAGGAAGAGGAAGCUGAAGCUCCACCUGAAACUGCAACAGUGGAGGAGGAGAGUGUCGCAAAAGAAAAUGUGGAUGAAGAAGCAACAGCUAAGGAAGGGGAAGAGCAGGAAGCGGAGAGAGUGGAAGAAGAAAAUAUUGAGGAAGCUGCAGCAGAAACUAUUAGUGUGGAAGAAAAUAUGGAGGAGGAAGCAACAACCACAGUGGAAGAAAAGGAAGAGGAAAAAGUGGAAGAAGUGAAGAAAGAGGAAACACUUAUUGAACUACUUGUAGAAAAACUAGCUGAAGACGUUGCUGGGAUAGAAGAGGUAGAUAAAGUGGAGGAGAAAGAGGAAGCAAAGCCAGUUGAGGAAGAGAAGAAGACUUCACCACCUGAGGAGGAAGAUCAAGCUCCAGUAGAGGAGAAAGAGGAAGCAAAGCCAGUUGAGGAAGAGAAGAAGACUUCAUUUGAGGAGGAAGAGCACGCUCCAGUUGUAGAAACAAGAGUUUUGAGGAGAGGAAGAAAAAGUAUUCCAGCUACUCCGACUGCAAAGCGCAAGUCCACAAGAAGAGACAAGCAAGCGGAGGAGAAAGACCCAGCUGUGGAAGAAAAGGAACCAGUAGUGGAAACCAGAGUUCUGAGGAGAGGAGGCAGAGGAAGAUGUUCUGCUCCUGUCCCUGCCACACACGGACGCAAAUCCACAAGAGCCUGCCAACAAACUGAGGAAGAGGAAGAUGUGGAGGCAACGGUUGAACCUGUACCAGAAGCGAUGGAGGAAAAGAUGGAGGAAGAGAAGGAAACAGAGAUAGUGGAAGAAGACGUUGAGGAAGCUGCAGCUGAAACUAUUGGUGUGGAUGAAAAGAUGGAGGAGGAAGCAACAACCACAGAGGAGAAAAAGGAAGAGGAAAAAGUGGAAGAGAAGAAAGAGGAAACACUUAUUGAACUAAUUGUAGAAAAACUAUCUGAAGAAGUUUCUGUGGUAGAGGCAGAAAAAGUGGAGGAGAAAGAGGAAGCAAAGCCAGUUGAGGAAGAGAAGAAGACUUCACCACCUGAGGAGGAAGAGCAAGCUCCAGUAGAGGAGGAAGAGGAUGCUCCAGUUGUAGAAACAAGAGUUUUGAGGAGAGGAAGAAAAAGUAUUCCAGCUACUCCGACUGCAAAGCGCAAGUCCACAAGAAGAGACAAACAAGUGGAGGAGAAAGACCCAGCUGUGGAAGAAAAGGAACCAGUAGUGGAAACCAGAGCUCUGAGGAGAGGAGGCAGAGGAAGAUGUUCUGCUCCUGCCCCUGCCACACACGGACGCAAAUCCACACGUUCCCGCAAACAGCCUGAGGAGAAGGAUGAGGAGGUAGAGGCAGAAUUGGUAAAUGAGCAAAAGAUGGCAGAGGUGGUUGCACCUGUUCAGGAUGCUGUGGAGGCAGAAUUGGUAAAUGAGCAAAAGAUGGCAGAGGUGGUUGCACCUGUUCAGGAUGCUGUGGAGGACAAAUUGGAGGAAGAAAAAGCAGUGGACGAAGCAGAAGCUGAAACUGCACCGUUGGAAGAGGAGAGUGUUGCUGAACAAAAGGUGGUGGAGGGACAAACGACUCAGGAAGAGAGAACUGCUACUGUGGAAGAAAAGGUGGGAGGCAAAAUACCUGAAAAAGAGGAAAAGGUUGAAGAGGACAAGAAAGCUGAAGCUGAAACUGCACCAGUAGAAGAGGAGAGAGUUGCAGAAGAAAAAGUGGAGGAAGAAGCAAAACCCACAGAGGAAGAAAAGGUGGAAAACUCAACAACUGAGGAAGAGGAAAGAGUUGAGGAAGAUAAGAAAGAGGUGGAAGCAGAAGAGGAAGAAAUGGUUGAAAUGGGUGUAGAAAAACUAGCAGAUGUAGGUGAAGAGGCAGAACAAGUGGAGGAGUCAACAGCAGUUGAAAGUGUUGCAGAUGAAGUGCUAUUAAAGCCAGUUGAGGAACCUGCUGAGGAAGAAGAGAAGACCUCACACCCUGAGGAAGAAGAGAAGACCCCACCCCCUGAGGAAGAAGAGAAGACCUCACCCCCUGAGGAAGAAGAGGUAGAUGAGGAAGAACAAGCUCCAGUUGUGGAAGUAAGAGUUCUGAGGAGAGGAAGAAAAAGUGUUUCAGUUUCUCCCCCAAAACGCAAGUUGAGAGGAAAAGGUCAACAGCCUGAGAAAGACGAGAAGCUGGAGGAGCCAGAGGAGGAAGAGUCAGCUGAGGAGGAAGAAGAGGCACCCAUAGUUGAAGCCAGAGUUCUCAGGAGAGGAAGGAGAACUGCCCCUACAACUGCCCCUGCUUCAUCUAGACGCAAAUCCACACGAGUCAGCAAGCAUCCUGAGGAAGAGGAGGAUGUGGAGGCAGUUGCUGAACCUGCACCAGAAGCGAUGGAGGAAAAGGUGGAGGAAGAAAAAGCUAUGGAGGAGGAAAAGGAAGCCGCAGCUGAAACAGCACCAGUGGAAGAGGAGAGUGUUGCAGAAGAAAAGGUGGAGGAAGUAAAAGCAGUGGAGGAGGAAGGAGAAAUUGUGGAAGACGAAAAUGUGGAGAACGAGAAGGAACUGCAGAUUGUGGUAAAAGAGAAGGUUCAAGAAGCUAAAGCUGCAGCUGAAACUGAACCAGUUGAACAGGAUAAUGUUGCAGAAGAAAAGGUGGAAGAGGAAUUAAAAAGCAUAGAGGAAGAAACAACUGAGGAAGAGGAGAAAGUUGAGGAAGAGAAGAAAGAGAUGAAUGCAGAAAAGGAAACAAUUGUUGAAAUGGCUGUAGAAAAACUAGCAGAGGUUGUUGAAGAGGCAGAAAAAGUGGAGGAGGUAACAGCAGUGGAAAGUGUUGCAGAUGAAGUGGUAGAAAAUCCAGUUGAGGAACCUGCUGAGGAAGAAGAGAAGACCUCACUACCUGAGGUGGAAGAGGAGGCUCCAGUUGUAGAAACAAGAGUUCUGAGGAGAGGAACAAAAAGUGUUCCAGUUUCUCCUCCAAAACUUAAGUCCACAAAAAGAGGCAAACAAGUCCAGGAAGAGGAAAGCAUGGAGGAGCCAGAGGAUGAAGAAGCACCAGUAGUGGAAACCAGAGUUACGAGGAAAGGAAGGAAAUCUGUCCUUGCUCCUGCCACACCUAGACGCAAAUCCAAACGAGCCCGCAUAGAACCCGAAGAAGAGAAAGAGGAGAAUGAAGAGGAAAAGGUAGACGAUGCGGCUGCAACAGUGGAGAGUGUGGAUGAAGAAAAGGUGGAGGAAGCUGCGGCUGCACCAGUGAAGAGUGUGGAGGAAGAAAAGGUGGAGGAAGUGAAUGAACUGGAGGCAGAAGAAAAGGUUGAAGAGGAAACAAAAGCUGUGGAAGAAGCAAGAACUGAGGAAGAAGAAAAGGUGGAAGAAGCAACAACUGAGGGAGGAAAAAAGGUAGAAGAAGCAACAACUGCGGGGGCUGUGGUAGAGGAGGCUGAAAAUGUGGAGGAGGUGGCAACAGUGAUGAAAAGUGUUGCAGUCGAAAAGCCAGUUGAGGAAGAGAAGACCUCACAACCUGAGGAAGAAGCAGAGACUCCUGUUGUAGAAAUAAGGGUCCUAAGGCGAGGGGAAAAAAGCACUCCUGUUAAUCCUCCAAAACGUAGGUUCACACCAAAAGGCAAGCAAGCUGAGGAAAAUGAGAAGAAGGAGGAAGAAAAAGUAGAGGAGGUGGCUGAGCAUGUGCCGGAAGCUGUGGAGGAAAAGGAGCAGGAGAAGAAGGUGGCUGAGCAUGUGCCGGAAGCUGUGGAGGAAAAGGAGCAGGAGGAGAAGGUGGCUGAGCAUGUGCCGGAAGCUGUGGAGGAAAAGGAGCAGGAGAAGAAGGUGGCUGAGCAUGUGCCGGAAGCUGUGGAGGAAAAGGAGCAGGAGAAGAAGGUGGCUGAGCAUGUGCCGGAAGCUGUGGCGGAAAAGGAGCAGGAGGAGAAGGUGGCUGAGCAUGUGCCGGAAGCUGUGGAGGAAAAGGAGGUGGCAGCUGAGGAAGAUGAGGCACCAUUAGUGGAAGCCAAUAUUCUGUGGAGAGGAAGGAGAUCUGCCCCUGCCACACCAAGACGCAAAUCCAAACGAGCCCGCAAAGAACCUGAAGAAGAGGAAAAUGAGGAGGAAAAUGUAGAGGAGGAGAAAAUGGUGGUUGAGGAGAAUAAGAUGGAGGAGGAAGAAGAAAAGGUUGAAAAGCCAGCAGAGAGUGCUGCUUCAGAGACGAAAGAGGCAGAAGCCAUCGCACAGCAGCCAGAGGAGGUGGCAGAGCAAACAGAGCGGAAGGAAGAAGUAAAGAACACUGCUGAAACAGAAGAAGAAAAGGUAGCUGAUGAAGAAACAGAUAUAGCGGUAGAGAAGGAAGAAGGAGACACCACCAAUGUGGGAAAAAAUACUGACAAGGCAACAGUAACUUCUGCUACUCAAGAUGAAGUAGCUGGUAAAGCUUCAGAGGACGAGGAGGGAGAAACUCUGGUGGUGGAAGCGGAAGAGGUAGAGAAAACAGAAGAAAUGACAGAGGAAGUAGAAGACAAAGUCCAGAACAAAGCUGUUGAGGACAAGGGAGAGGCCACAACAACAACAAGCCAAGAGGAAGUGGUAGCAGAGAGCCUUGAGGAAGUUGUGGAAGUUCCUCCAGUUGUGGAAACUAGAGCAAUGAGGAGCAGGACAAAGACAGUCACAGCAGCCACACCCAAACGAAAGUCCUUACGAAGCAAGUCUUCUGUGGAUUAUAAGGAACAGGAUGCAGAGGAGGAGGAAACAGGAAAUGAACCCACAGUGGAAGAAGGGGAGGAUAAUGUAGUGGCAGAAGAGGCGAGCGUAGUAGAGGAGGAAGACGAAGAGGAAGAAGAAGUAGAGGAGGAGAAAAAAGAAAAAGCGGAGGAAGGGGCCCCGGUGCCUGAGGUUGCUGUUGUCAAGGAGACGGAGAAGCAGCCUGUGGUAUCAAGAGUUCUGAGAGUGAGGUUAACUGCCACGCCCAUAGCCACACCCACACCACAGCAGCGUACAUCCACAAAACGCAGCAAAAUAGUUACACCUGAGAAGGUCGAGCCUGAGGUGGGCAUGCUUUCAUCAGAUGAAGAGCAGAAAGAGAGCCCUGUGGAAAAGAGAAACCUCCGGAAGAGAAAAAGCAUGGAACCAACACCUGUUCGCAGAUCCAUGCGCCGCAGCAGAACUUAGACUGUGGAGAACGUUUUUUUGGUUCAGUUUUUAAAAAAUGCAUCUAUUUAGUGAAGAUUUCAUAUUAGACCAGAUUGUUUUCUUCUGUCUAUUUGUAAGUUUCUAUAAAUAGAAAAUUAGAAAAAAAAACAUACAUCACUUAACAUUUUUAUGUAAUUUUUCUGAAAGUCAAUAUGUAGUUUAUUUGAUAUCUUUUCAUAUUGUAUAUAUAUUUUGCAUUUAACCACAAGUCUGUGAACAGUUUUUUGUUGACCUUAAUGGCUGGUAACACAAUGCGUUUCAGCUUUGGUUUGGACACAAUCAUCUAAAACAACAUUUAUUCACUCAAAAUACUGCAUCCCAUGAUCUGCUAAAACAACAUUUAUGCCAAACGGUGUCUCCUCGAAUAAGAAUCAAGAAGCCUGUAAAUAAAUAUAUAUAUUUUUAAAAACAAAUGUAGUUACAUUGGGACACACCAGCACUAAUCGUCAUCAAGAAAAUAUUUUGGGCCACCAGGCUCCAUGCUCAAUCUGGUAUAUUUUAGAAAAUAUGAAAUAUUGAUAUCUACAAUAGUGCAGAUACAUAUGAAAACAUUUUUUUUAAACGUCAAUCGAAAGGACAUUGCUCAGACAUGCACAAAAACAAGAUAACAGCUCCCCUUUGUUAUAAGAUUAUUCAUAGUUUUUUAAGCAAACUAUGUUUAUUUAUAUUUUUUUUCUACACAUGUCAGUAACAGUUCUUGUGGAAAUUUGGAAUGCUUACAUUUUUACCCAUUUAUACAAAUGUUUUCAACAGAACUCAGGAUAUAAAAUCACAUUUUAUUCAGCAUAAUUCUUCAUUUGAAAUAUCUAAUGUCAACACUUUGUGUCAUUGUGUUACAUUUUGUGUGUAUUGAACAAUUUGGUACACUUUGAACAUAUUUAGUGUAAAAAAACUACUAAAUACACACUAAAAUAUUACCUCACUGAGCCAACGAGGUUCAAACCAUUUCAGUUUGUAAUUUGAAAAGGAUGUGUUUCCUGUAUUAACCUUUACCCAUGACAACAUUCCUCUGAAAAGGCAAUGCGCGAAAUUCAAAAAAUAUUUUGGGGGGAAAUAUGUCACUUUCACACAUUAACAAGUCCAAUACAGCAAAUGAAAGAUAACCAUCUUGUUAAUCUACCCACAUGGUGUCCGAUUUGAAAAAUGAUUUACAGUGAAAGCACAACAUAUGAUUAUGUUAGCUCAUAGCCAAGUCAAAAAAACACAGACAAUUUUCCAGCCAAAGAUAGGAGUCACAAAAAGCAGAAAUA